UCUCUCUCUCUCUCCUCUUUUGACGUCGUUACCUAACGCUACAAUAUCUCCAUGGCGGAAACACCGAAGAAGCUCAGGCAAACCACACAAAGAGCACUCAACUCGUCUCCAAAAACUCCCAUUCCUCAAACACCACAAACCCUAGCAUCACCUCGGCGCUGCUCCCGCUUCAUUUCUUCACCACUUCAGCCAGGUCAAACCACAUCACCUGCGAACACUCCCAAAAGUUCAGUUAAUCGAAAAACCAAUGUGUUGAAGAAGAAACUAGACUCAAACGAUUCGAUCAAGGACGAUGAUGAAUUUUCACCUGUGUCUCCUGAUAGGACCGAGACGAAGAAGAGGAAAAGUAGAUUUGAGAAUGUAGCUGUUGAAAUAAAAGCUAAGGUUUUGAGAAAUGAUAAACAGAAGGGGAAGAAGAAAGAUUCCACAAAACCCAAACGGAGAGUGUAUUAUAAGAAGGUGUCUUAUGACGGGGGAUUGUUUUCAGUUGGAGACGAUGUGUAUGUGAAGAGGAGAGAGGAUGCGAGCUCAGACGAUGACGACCCAGAAAUUGAGGAGUGCAGGGUGUGUUUCAAGGCUGGCCGACUUUUAAUGAUCGAGUGUGAUGAUUGUUUGGGCGGGUUUCAUUUGAAAUGCUUAAAACCGCCAUUGAAAACAGUUCCUGAAGGGGAUUGGAUUUGUGCGUAUUGUGAGGCGAAGAAAUUGGGGAAGAAAGUAGAAUUGCCAGCGGCGCUGAAAGGGAGGAGAAGACGUAGAACUGCAAAAGAAAAGCUUCUUUCAAGCGAUUUGUGGGCAGUCCGUAUUGAAAGUUUAUGGAAAGAUGUCGAUGGUAGCUACUGGUUUCGGGGUCAAUGGUAUAUGAUUCCCGAGGAAACAUCUGCAGGCAGACAGCCACAUAAUCUGAAACGGGAGCUAUAUAGAACCAAUGACUUUGCUGAUAAUGAGAUGGAAACUAUCCUUCGCCAUUGUUAUGUCAUGUCUCCAAAUGAAUAUGCCAAAGCUGGAAAUGAAGGUGAUGAUGUGUUCUUAUGUGAAUACGAAUACGAUGUGAAGUGGCAUAGCUUCAAGCGAAUUGCUGAAAUAGCAAACAAUGAAGAGGAUGAUGAAGAAGCUGAACAUGAUGAAGAUUGGAGUUGUGAUGAAGAUUCAGACUCUGAGACAGAUGAUGACAUGGAAUAUGAAAAGGAAGAUACAUAUAAAUCAACCCCAACUCACAAAAUGGCUGCUGCAAACUCACGAAAGGGCUGCACCUUUGGACUUCAGAAAAUUGGGACAAAAAGAAUCCCAGAGCAUGUGAGAUCUCACAAGCAGACUGAACUUGAAAAGGCAAAAGCAACACUUCUGCUAGCAACUUUACCCAAAUCUUUGCCUUGUAGGAACAAAGAGAUGGAAGAAAUAUCUACAUUUAUCAAAGGUGCUAUAUGUGAUGAUCAAUGUCUAGGUCGUUGCCUUUACAUCCAUGGUGUUCCUGGAACUGGGAAGACAAUGAGUGUGCUUUCUGUGAUGCGGGGUCUUCGAUCUGAAGUUGAUGCAGGAAUUACUAAACCUUACUCCUUUGUGGAGAUAAAUGGUUUGAAAUUGGCUACACCAGAGAAUAUAUACAGAGUUAUUUAUGAAGCUUUGACAGGACAUAGGGUCAGCUGGAAAAAAGCUCUCAACUUACUGAAUGACAGGUUUACAAAUGGGAUCAAAAGCAGCAAAGACGAUGAUCGCCCUUGUAUUCUUCUCAUUGAUGAACUUGAUCUUCUAGUCACAAGAAACCAAUCGGUGUUGUACAACAUUCUUGAUUGGCCUACAAAGCCGAAUUCCAAACUUAUUAUAAUUGGAAUAGCAAACACCAUGGAUCUUCCAGAAAAGCUGCUUCCCAGAAUUUCAAGCCGAAUGGGUAUACAAAGGCUUUGUUUUGCUCCAUACAACUACAUGCAGCUUCAAGAAAUCAUUGGGUGUCGUCUUAAAGGAAUUGAUGCAUUUGAGAAACAAGCUAUUGAGUUUGCUUCAAGAAAGGUUGCAGCAGUUUCAGGAGAUGCACGUCGUGCCCUUGAGAUAUGUCGUCGUGCAGCAGAACUUGCAGACUAUCGGGUUAAGAAUUCAAUUUCGAUUCCUAAAGCGGGAAAAGCCCUUGUAGGCAUGGCUGAUGUGGAAGCAGCCAUACAGGAGAUGUUCCAGGCUCCUCAUAUUCAGGUAAUGAGAAAUUGUUCUAAACUGAGUAAGGUUUUCUUAGCUGCAAUGGUGCAUGAGCUUUAUAAGACAGGAAUGAGUGAAACCACCUUCGAAAAGCUGGCACAAACGGUUUCAUGUCUGUGUACAAGCAAUGGAAUCACAUUUCCUGGAUGGGACACACUACUGAGAAUUGGGUGUAAGCUUGGUGAAUCCAGAAUUGUUCUUUGUGAAUCAGGGGCGAGUCACAGGUUGCAGAAGUUGCAGCUCAACUUUCCUAGUGAUGAUGUGAGUUUUGCACUCAAGGACAGCAAUGAACUACCUUGGUUGACCAAAUAUAUGUGAUGUGAUACGGAAGGCUACAAGUGAUUAUGAGUUUAAUUUAUAUCUUUAAAUUAUUCAACACACCACAGAUUUUUAAUACAUUCUUAUUUACCUUUUUAUGGUUGAAAUUUUCUCCACAAAUGUUUCUGAUUAAGG
This is a messenger RNA of Lactuca virosa, 2637 nucleotides long. NCBI's taxonomy places the organism in Eukaryota, Viridiplantae, Streptophyta, Magnoliopsida, Asterales, Asteraceae. The record is from the annotation of a GenBank genome assembly.